CAACAAGGAAGAGGCGGGGCCUGUAUAAUGCAGCAUCAGGAAGGAACUGCUUAUGUAACUGGGACAGCAGAUGUAGCAGAAGGGGAGAGGAGGCAGAGGCUGGGGAUGGGAGCACUGAGCUGUCGGCAGGGACAACACACCCAGGUGUCUGCUCCUCAUGAGCAGGGUGGUAACAUCCCAGGCCCCUGGUUCUGAGGCUGGAAGAGCCUCUGGUCAGGUCUGGGAGAGCAGUGGGGACUGCGGGGGUGUCCAUGCCUGUGCCUGGAGCCAGCCCCACUACUCGUGAAGAAGCCUCUGUCGGAGUGGCCAGUGCCUCAGUUCAUCAACCUCUUUCUGCCGGAGUUUCCACCUAGGCCUCUUGGGCAUCAGCAGCUGAAGAUUUUAGGGCUUGUGGCUAAAGGCUCCUUUGGAACUGUCCUCAAGGUGCUAGAUUGUGGUCAGAAAGCAGUAUUUGCAGUGAAGGUGAUGCCCAAGGUAAAGGUCCUACAGAGGGACACCCUGAGGCCGUGCAAAGAGGAAAUUAACAUCCAGUGACGGAUCAACCAUCCUUUUGUACACAGUCUGGGGGACAGGUGGCAGGGAAAACGGCACCUCUUCAUUAUGCGCAGCUACUGCAGUGCAGAUCUGCAGUCCCUGUGGUCCACUGUUGGCUGUUUUGCUGAGGCUUCCGUCCGCCUCUUUGCUGCUGAGCUGGUCCUGGUGCUGUGCUAUCUCCAUGACUUGGGCAUCAUCCAUCGAGAUGUGAAGAUGGAGAAUAUCCUUCUGGAUGAACGAGGCUACCUGAAACUGACAGACUUUGGUCUGUCCUGCUACCUGCCCCAGGGAGCUCAAGCCUAUACUAUCUGUGGUACUCUUCAGUACAUGGCCCCAGAGGUCCUGAGUGGAGGGCCUUACAACCAUACUGCUGACUGGUGGUCCCUGGGUGUCUUGCUCUUUUCUUUAGCAACUGGAAAGUUCCCAGUGGCUGCAGAGAGAAAUCACGUAGCCAUGUUGGCAAGUGUGACCCACUAUGACUCUGAGAUGCCAGCUUCUCUUAACCAGGGCCUCUCUCGCCUGCUUCAUGAGCUCUUAUGUCAGAAUCCUCUCCACCGUCUGCAUCAUUUGCAUCACUUCCAGGUCCACCCUUUCUUUCGAGGUGUGGCCUUUGACCCAGAGCUCCUACAGAAGCAGCCAGUGAACUUUGUCAUGGAGACACGAGCUACCCAGCCCAGUCCAUUGGAAUCCAUGCUCUUCAAGGACUUCGACUGUAACCUGGAGUCCUACCUGGGCCACCCUGGCCUUGCUUGAGCCACUCUACUGUAGGAAUCUGAGGAUCUCUUCCACUGCCAACCCAGUAUGACUACCUUGAUGAUGCAGUUUGUUAUUACUUUGUAGCCUGUUACCAUUGAAAGAAUGUAUCCUUAAUCCUUUUGGCUAUCUCAUUUGUUUCUCUUUAGACAGCUUUUUAGCUUUAUUAUAUUUUUUUUUAGAGUUAUAGUGACCAAAAGUGUACAUUGGAUAAAACCCCUGAAUACUAGAAAAGUUAAUGGUUUCUAAAAUAGUAGUUGUGCAUGAUUAGAUAGGAAUAAUGGUGGAGCAGAAAAUAGGAGCCUGGCUCCCUGACACAUGAACCAUAAAACUAGCACUCAACUACAGAACUUCACCAGGUUAUUACAAGAGAAAUCAACAAACAUUCUCAUUUAACCCACUGCUGUGUUGGGUCUCUACUGCAGCAGCUGAACCUACAACCUGAUAAAGGAAUGAAUAUGUGUAUUAGUUAGCUAUUGCCACAGUAAUGUUAUAUAAGAAACCAUCCCAAAUGCAGUGGGUUGGAAUAUCAAUUCUCACCAGACUACAAGUUGCCUAGCAUAGCUAAAUGCUAAUGCUCUUCUGGCUGGGUCAGCUCUGCUUCUCCCUGUUGUUCCACAGAUCAGCCAGGGCAGCUUUUGCCACGUGUGUUUGUUAUGGGACCCAGGCCAGAGGGGCAGCAGCUACCCAAGAAAAGCAUAAGAGGGCAACCAGAAACCCAUCAGGCCUCUUCAAGCCCAGGCACAGAACUGGCACACUUUCAUUUCUGCCCAUUCCACAGGCCAAAGCAGUUCACAUGGCCAAACCCUGUGCCAGGGGAUAGGAAGUAAAUGAGACCAGGCAAGGUUGUGGGUGCAGGGAGGGGUGGGGAAUUAGGGCCAGUAAUUCUACCUGUCCCAGGAUGUGACUGAGUCCUGCUUUGGAGGUCACACACCCCAGCUCCACACCUCUAGGUGUCACCUAUAAAUGGAGCAUCGAAAUGGAGCAUCGUGAACGUUAACGUCCAUCCAUGUGAAGGCUCACCACAGUUCUCUUGUUAGGUCUGGAACCCUGAAAAGGCAAGAAUCCCAUCUUCCUCCCCCAAGUGCCUAUUUCCAGGCCCUGCCCUCAGUAAUGACCCACAUUUCUGAGUGAAUUUUAAGCCGUUUCUUCAUUCUCCCUAUAUGAAUCCUUAUGAAAUCCAGACUGACCUUCUAAAGGUCAGCGCAUAGUGCUAUGUAUUUGCCCCAUAAGCUGCAAAGGGACUGUAACAUUUGGAACUGGGAUUUGUAUUGCAGAUCCAAUACCAAAUCUUGUACCCACUGCCACCCCUAGGGACGUCCAAAGGAAAGGUCUUACAGAAGGUAAACAUCAAAACAGGUUAGUGGAGUUUUUCCAGAGACCAUUUGAAGCUGGAAAUAUUCUCAUCACCUGAAAUAUCCUGAGGAAGGCUGACUAAAGCACCGCCCUAGUCAGGGCCCCCAUCAUAGCUCCCGUGGCUCCUCAGAGUCUCUUGGCCCCUCUCAUCAAGCACAAUGGGUCCCAGAAGCUCCCCCUUAAUUGCUGCCUCUCCCAGCCAAACGUUGCACGCUAAAGGAGAACCGCCUGCAGGGAGCCCUGUGAACCCGAAAGAGCGCUGCUCCCAUCACCACCGCAUUCCAGGUGUGGGCAUGUGGGCGGGAGAUGGAUCUCAGGGCAGCAACUCAGGAUCAGUCACUACCUUUAUCUGGUCAUGGUGGCUGUUUUCCGCGGAGACAAUGGGGAGGCUCCCUUAUUUACCUUUGAAUUAUAUCAUGUUUGUAUUAGGGAUUUAAAAUAAAAUUUAAAAAACAAAUUGGGUAUUAGGAGUCCCUAGAUAAGGUCACUUUACUACGACAGUGACUUCCCUGGAGACGGCUUUGCAAUCUGCCUGAAACAAAAUAAGUUAACAGAUAUUAUGAUUUCACAUUUAAUUUUUUUCACAGUUUAAAUUAUAGCUCCUGCCACCAUCUCUCUGCUCUUAUGAGCUCAUGGGCAACAGGGUGAAAUAAUAAGUAGCAAGGUGACAUUAAAGGGACAACUCAACCAACUGCAGUCCUGGUUGGCAGCAUUUUUGUUUUUCCUGGGAAAUGUAAGAUGAUUGUGAUUUUAUUCUGCAUGAAUAAACAUGACCAUUAGUA
Messenger RNA from Manis javanica (Malayan pangolin), 3425 nucleotides. RefSeq names its product ribosomal protein S6 kinase related (gene RSKR). The record is from RefSeq and is a predicted model, not a curated record. Lineage: Eukaryota; Metazoa; Chordata; Mammalia; Pholidota; Manidae. Gene Ontology annotation, molecular function: ATP binding; protein serine/threonine kinase activity. Gene Ontology annotation, biological process: protein phosphorylation.